CUUAAGGCUCCUAAUUCAAAACAAAUUAAAUUGUUUGAUCUUAAAUAUUCUUUCAAGAAAUCUAGGGGAAGAAAGUUGAAAACCAUAUGCUGCUGAAUAAGUUAAAGAAGUAAAGUGCAAAACCAAAGCACCAAAACAUACAUCCCCCGAAUGGCCCAAUAUUAAAAAUGCUUUUCAAAAAAGUAUAGUUUUUUAGUAUCUACUUUUUUAAAAUAAUUCAUGUCCAAAAAAAGAAAAAAGAAAAAAAAGAAACCGCAUGGUUUGAAUUCCACCAAAAUAUCAUUUUUUUAAUAAUGCCACUUCCCAUUAUAUAAAGAUCCCUUCCACUCUCUUGCUCUUUUUGUGAGAUCAAUAUUUCUAAUAAAUACCCAAUAAAUUAAAUCCAAUUCCCUUAUAUUUUCUCCUCAUAAACUCAUCAAUGAAGUGUUCAACCAAAGGAGAAAAGGUUCAAGCCAUGAAAAACUACAAGAGGGCUAAGUUUCUUUACAAUCUUGUUCUAUACUCACUCACAUCUUUGAUCACUUUCUUCGUCUUUUCGUAUUACUACCCUUUGUUUCCUUCUACGAAAGACUUUCCGUCGUUUCCUCCAAACAAUCUUUCCUUUUUUCUCAACGCCAAAUGCUUCUUCGUCGUUGGAAAUAUCAUUGUUCUUAUCCUAAUAGGAGAGUCGAAGCUAAAACAAUCUUCACAUUCAUGCUCCUCGUCCUCAGAUAUGUUGUACGACGAAUAUAUUGCAAGAAGUCGUAGAAGUUAUAACGUAAACUCCAAUGAGAUCAAUAAUAUUGGAGCCGUGAAAAAUCCAAGUGUUGAAGUGAAGAAAGAUGGAGGCCGAGAGAAAAUAGUUCGUCAUAGUGAAAAGAAAAAGAAAAUUACAAUUAGAACGAGCAAGAGUAGUGCUAAUAUAUGUAUGCCUCGUGAUCAAGAAAAUAAAAAGUUGGGAAUGAGGUCUUGCAAAAGUGAAGUUUGGGGUGAAAGUGAGAUUGCGAAAACGCGAAAAAUGACAACGGGGAAAGAAGAGGAGAUUUGUGUACAAGGAGAGGAGUUGAACAAAAGAGUGGAAGCUUUUAUUGCAAGAGUUAACAAACAAAGGUUGCUUGAAGCUAAAUUAGUAGAUCACUAUAAAUAGAUCUUUUACAUAAUUUAAGGAUCAAUAAAUUGAGUUUGGUUUCAUUUUUGUAGUUUCAACAUGAGAAAUUCAUGACUUUUAGUAGGUGAGUUACUAAGUUUUGUACUAUUAUUUUUCUAAAUUAAAUGAUCAAAUUAUUGUGGUGAUUUAUAUUAAAGUGUAUAUAACAAUCUGGCUUUUGUGUUUGCAAAAACUGAUUUAAAAUUAGAAGUUAGUGAUUAUGAGUUAAGUGGGUAUUAAGUGUUUAUUUUUAAAAGUUGUGCUUACAAAUAUUCAGGAAAAAUCAACUUAAAUUAAAAAAA
This is a messenger RNA of Erythranthe guttata (spotted monkey flower), 1428 nucleotides long. The record is from RefSeq and is a predicted model, not a curated record. Lineage: Eukaryota; Viridiplantae; Streptophyta; Magnoliopsida; Lamiales; Phrymaceae.